This is a messenger RNA of Pseudovirgaria hyperparasitica, 3227 nucleotides long. RefSeq names its product linoleate diol synthase. Gene Ontology annotation, molecular function: monooxygenase activity; heme binding; oxidoreductase activity, acting on paired donors, with incorporation or reduction of molecular oxygen. The coding region runs from base 1 to 3069 and encodes 1022 amino acids. The transcript is spliced from 4 exons. The record is from RefSeq and is a predicted model, not a curated record. Lineage: Eukaryota; Fungi; Ascomycota; Dothideomycetes; Acrospermales; Acrospermaceae. Gene Ontology annotation, biological process: response to oxidative stress.
AUGUGUGCAGGGGACAUGGCAUCAUACCUCUAUAAGACCUUUCAAAAUGCGAAAACCAUAUUCCAGGUACUUUUGAGCAGAGUCUCUGGACAGCCUAUUGACGACCGGGCCUUACUACUCGAAGGCAUCGUAUCGCUUCUGCAAGAUCUGCCAUCUAAUAGCCCGGCGAAUGCCACAAUAUCUUCCGCAUUCAUACGUCUACUCUGGCACGAGGUACCCCAUCCAUCUGCCACUUUAAUUGGACCCGAGUCUCGAUACCGCCGUCCAGAUGCGAGCGGCAACAAUCCUUGGAUGCCGAUGGCGGGAAAAGCAGGCUCACCAUAUGCGCGAAACGUGGCACCUAGCAAGCCCCGAAGCCAUAUCCUACCAGACCCGGAACUUGUCUUUGAUGCCCUGCUAGUCCGAAACGGACCGUUCCGUGCUCAUCCAUCGGGCUUGAAUAGGCUCUUUUUCUCUUUUGCAACAAUCGUCAUCCAUGAGUGUUUCCAGUCAUCGUACAAGGAGCCGUGGCGAAAUGAGGCGUCGAGUUACGUGGAUUUGAGCACGCUAUACGGUAACUCGGAUGCAGAGCAACACGAUGUGCGGACGUUCGAGAACGGGAGGAUCUAUCCGGAUACUUUUGCCUCGAAAAGGCUCUUGAUGAUGCCGCCUGGAGUAGCUACUGUGCUACUUCUAUUCUCGCGUAACCAUAACCGUAUUGCGGAGAACCUGCUACAGAUAAACGAGGAAGGGAAGUACGGUUCCUGGAAGGACCUAGACAAAGACCAGAAACAAUGGCAAGACGAAGACAUAUUCCAAACCGCGAGAAAUAUCAACGUAGGCUAUCUUGCGAGCGUCGUCCUUCGAGAUUACGUUGCUGCAAUCCUCAAUACAACGCGGGCUAAUUCAGACUGGUGGCUCGAUCUAGGCCAAGAGAUGAAAGAAGGGACCAAGCGUACUGAGCGAGGCAGUGGCAAUACCGUUUCAGUCGAGUUCUCUGUUCUAUAUCGAUGGCACGCAUGCGUUAGCGCAGCCGAUGAUGAGUGGAUGAAGAAGACUAUGAGUGAAGCAGCGCCUCAGCUAACUUCGCAAGAGCAAUUAACGCCAGAAAUGCUGCAUGGGAUAUUGGCCAAACGAGCCUCGGCAUUGAACUCAAUUCCUUGUAAGGAGUGGACGUUUGGUGGACUUGAGAGGGGCCCAGACGGAAGCUUUUGCGACAAAGCAUUGGGAAACAUUCUGAAAGAUUGCAUUGAAGAACCUGCCCAUGCGUUUGGAGCACAUGGCAGUCCUGCAAGCUUUAAGAUUGUCGAAGUUCUUGGACAGAUCCAGGCACGCGAACAUUUCAAGACGUGUACUAUGAACGAAUUCAGGCGAUACCUUCAUUUGAAGCCUUACAAAAGCUUUACAGAGUGGAAUCCGGACACAGCAGUUGCUCAUGCUGCAGAAACACUUUACGGCAAUAUCGAGAGUCUUGAGCUUUAUCCUGGUCUCAUGGCUGAAGAGACUAAACCUGCGACAGCCGGUAGCGGUCUCUGCCCUGGACAAACGAUGGGACGUGGCCUGCUCAACGACGCGGUGGCACUGAUUCGUGGAGAUCGAUUCCUAAGUCAUAAUUUCAACUCCACCUCUCUCACGAAUUGGGGAUUCUCCAAGUUGAAAGAGCGACAACCAGGAAGCGGUGGUUUCUUCUUGCCAGGAUUGAUGCUCAGAGCGUUGCCAAGUGAACUUGACGGCACUUCACUAUAUGGACUCAUGCCAUUCUACACACCCACGGCGGCGAUGAAGAUUUUUGAAGGUAGAAACGAGCUAUCGCGUUAUAGCAUUGAGCGUCCGCUGUCAGACCGACUCCCAAUAAUUCUUCGAAAACACCAGUCAUGUAACGCAAUAUUUCAAGAUAGUGAGAGGUAUGUCAUCUGGAACUGGCCAGCAAGACGUCAUACUGGAGCCACUAGUGCCGCCACAGAGAAACACAUAGUGCGAGAUCAAGUUCUCAAUCGGGCAUUCUUCGAACAAGGCUUCGAGAUCAAAGUUUUGAGCUUUGUACGCUUCCAUGUGCGCAGAUAUAUCCAAGAAAGAUCGCACAAGUUCAACGGUGGGAAGAGAUCGAUAGACAUUGUCAACGACGUUACGAACAGAGUGCCGAUAGACUGGAUUGCACAGAAACUUGCAGUGCCUAUCAAAGCAGACAAGAGCGCGGUCGGUCUUCACACGCAAGAUGAGUUGCGAGAAAUGCUGCUUGGCAUGUUCGCACAUCAGACACUGAAUAACACUCCAGAGAAAGAAUGGUGUUCUCGCGAGGUCGUGACUCAAGCUGUGGAAAAGCUCGAAACUAUAGUCGAAUCUCACUUGAAGAUCCAUCGUAUGUCACUUGACUCCCUGACGUCCUGGAUUGCGCGUGACACCGCAUUCGAGAGCAGUGCGGAAGCAGUCCGUCUCUAUUGCGCGCUUGGGAAAUCCUCAAUAUCACCUGCAGACUUGCCUGCGGACUGGAUAGCUAUGGCCGCCUCACUCGCUGGUAAUAUGACAAACUACGCGGCGUAUAUCAUCGAUCUACUUCUUAGUCCUAAGCACGAAAAGGCCAAGAAUCGCAUUGUGGAGCUGGUGCAUAUGGGGGAAGGGGAGUCGACAAGUGAGUUGCUCCGCUACGUGUAUGAAUGCGUGCGACUUUGUGGUGCGGUGCCAGGUUUCGUCCGGACUAUCACUCGUCAUAUGAGCCUGAUGGAUGACGAUGGCAAAACUGUGGACGUGACCGCUGGAGACAAGGUUUUCGUGGUGACUUCGGAAGCCGCUGUAGAUCCCUCGGUCUAUCCGGAUCCGCUAGAGAUUCAUCCCGACCGGACAACUCAAGGAUUCCAAUUUUUCGGUCCCGGAACGCUCUCCGAAUCGGGUAUCAGAUGUAUUGCAUACACUCUCAUGGCCGUGCUGAGAGAGGUAUUCAGGUUGAAGAAUGUUCGGAGGGCAGCUGGACCUAGAGGUCGAUUCUGCGUGGUGGAGAAUAACGUCUUUGGGGUGCCGAUACGAUCUUUCAUCGAUGCGGACGCACGCGAGUGCCCCUAUCCAACAUCUCUAGUCCUAGAAUACGAUCCUUAGGUCAAUCCAACUAAGUGAUUCAGACAUCUCCUCGUCAAGACUAGAGUGGUGAACUGAACAAACCUCCUACGGUCAGAUGGGUUGCUGUUCGGUAUUGAUAUUUGAUUGAUGACACGCAUGCUUGGCUUGAUCCAAGCGGUGUGAGAACUUUCGCUGUG